This is a messenger RNA of Chaetura pelagica (chimney swift), 492 nucleotides long. Its product is annotated as cytochrome c oxidase protein 20 homolog. Bases 1 to 492 code for a protein of 163 amino acids. The record is from RefSeq and is a predicted model, not a curated record. Gene Ontology annotation, biological process: mitochondrial respiratory chain complex IV assembly. NCBI's taxonomy places the organism in Eukaryota, Metazoa, Chordata, Aves, Apodiformes, Apodidae. The transcript is spliced from 4 exons. Gene Ontology annotation, cellular component: mitochondrial inner membrane; mitochondrion.
AUGAUCAUGGUCACAACACGACCAAAAGCCACAGUGGAAAGAAUGUGGGAACUCAGACUGAGAUUCCACAGAAACACAGUUGCCGUGCAGGUCUGGGGCUGCAGCGAAUGCCUGAGCCUGGCACAGGUACCGGAAGGAGCCAGUGACACCACGUGUGUGCGGUGUGAGCAAUCCUUUAAACUCCUAGGAUUUCUUGAUGUUAAAAGUGUCCCGUGUGCACGAGAGUCAGUGCUCUAUGGCUCCGUGGGAUCUUUAGUUGUGGGCCUUGGACAUUUUGUAGCAACUAGUAGAGUUAGAAGAUCUUGUGACUUUGCAGUUGGUGGCUUUAUUUGCACAAUGUUAGGAUACUGGUUUUACUGCAGGUACAAUUUGGCCCAACAGAGGAUCCGGCAAAGAAUGAUUAGAGAAGGAAUGAGAAACAAACUUUUAUAUGAAGGCAGUUCUCUUGAUCCAGAGAGAAAACAAACUGGCAAUGAAAGAAGUGAUUCAUAG